UCAUAGAUAACCCGGAAAAGUAAAUGAUUUUCUGUUGCCAAAAUAGUUAUGCUAGUUGACGAGUCUCUCUCCGUUUUCAAAUCCCACCAAUCACUUUUAGUUUCUUUUACCAUUUUUAUCUAUUUUUUUUUUUUUUAAUAUUUAGUGCAAAGACUUCAUUAUCCUGAGAGAAUCAUUUUCAUCUGUCUACUUUAUCAUCACAUAGAUGCUUUCUUUCUUCACAUCAAAUUUCUAGUUUUUUCUUCUUGUGUAUUUUUCUUUCUGGGUUCUCGCUUGUUUUCUCAUUCAUCCACAACCCUUUACCAGGUUUAUAUUUAUAAGAAGAUUAUGAACCUGAAUUCUGGGAGUUGUUCAUGUGAACGGCUAUUCUUGAAUCAUUGUUCUGUGACUUGAGUUCUCAUUGGAACUGUAUAUAUCUUUUGAAGAUAUUUGUAGUUCAAAAGAAAUAUCUUCUGAAAACUGAGUUAAUUCACUGGUUUUAGAAUUGGGAUUUUUAGGGGGAGCUUCUUAUCAUUGUUCUGGUUUCAUAAGGAUAUAUACCUUUUGAAUGGGGACCGAUGUUGCUGAGGUAGUUGAGACUCUGCCAUAUCCUUAUUCCUUCAAGUUCACUAUUGCAGGUGCAUCGUGUCAUGUGCACAGAACUUAUGAAAUUGGUAGAGAGAACUGCGAAUAUAUUUCCACAAAUAGAAGCAGCUCGGCCUCGAUGCUCAUCUGGAAUUCAAGCACUAUGCUUGUUGAAUAAUGCAAUUGAAAAAGCCAAGUUAAUUCUUCAGUAUUGCAGCGAGUCUAGUAAACUCUAUCUGGCACUAACUGGGGAUGUUAUAGCCUCGAGAUGCCAGAGGUCGAGGAACUUGUUGGAACAAAGUUUGAGCCAAAUCCAAAACAUGGUUCCAGUAAUGUUGGCUGUUGAGAUCUCUCGAAUUAUUGAUGAUCUUAAGGUUGCAACUUUUGUCCUGGACUCAUCUGAAGAAGAGGCUGGGAAGGCUGUGCGAGAAUUGCUCCAGCCGGGGGCUUCUGCAUCAGAUUCACUGGAGUUCUCAGAAACCAAAGCUUUACAACUUGCUGCUCAAAGACUUCAUAUUACUACCCCAAAGACCAUCUUAAUAGAGAAAAGAUCUAUAAGGAAGUUGCUGGAUAAAGUUGGUGACAAUGAGCUACCCAAGAAAAAGAUCUUAAAGUAUCUUUUGCAUUUAUUGAAGAAGCAUGGAAAUUUAAUUAUGGAAGAGCACACAGACAAUGCCUGUGCGCAGGAUAAGGGAUCAUUUUCCGUUUGCAGUCAGCCUGUUGAAGUGGAAUAUCGUAAACGACGUGAGAAGUAUGAAGCUCAAACUGACAUCUUAAGUACAGCUAUACCCCCGGAGGAGUUUAAAUGCCCCUUAUCUUCAAAAUUAAUGUAUGAUCCCGUUAUCAUUGAGUCUGGGCAAACCUUUGAGAGGAUGUGGAUACAAAAGUGGUUGGAUGAGGGUAAUGAUACAUGUCCAAAAACUGAAAUGAAACUGGUCCGUCGAUCAUUGACUCCAAACACAGUCAUGAAGGAUCUAAUAUCAAAGUGGUGUACUAAGUAUGGAAUUGCCAUUCCUGAUCCAAGCAUUCGAACAGAAAGUCUGCACUCAUGGGAUACUUCUAUGUCCAUUGUUAGCUUUGGCAGUUCUAUGAAUGAUCUCCGGCUUCCAUUGGAUGUUAGCAAUGUAUCAAUUGGAUCUUUAGAUACUAGUUACAGCUCAGAUACCGCACACAAUAAGAUUACAGAUGGGUUAAGUUUGACAUCGAUGGAGACCAAUUAUGAUUUUCAUGGAUUUCAAGCUUCCUCAAACGUAAAUGAGGCAGAUUUAUCUAGGCUUGGUGAACUUAAGUGGGAAGAUCAAUAUAAGGUGGUUGAAAAUGUUAAAAGCCUUUUGAAGCACAAUAGUGAAGCUUGUUUUUCUCUGUCAUCAAUGAAUUUUGUUGAUCCUCUCAUGAGAUUUCUAAGGGAUGCACGAGACAAAAAUGACAUUAGAUCCCAGAGAGUUGGAUCUCAAUUGUUAUUGGCAUUUGUGAGCAAAAACAGAAGUGGAAUAGCAUGCUUGGAUGAAAAUGCGUUUGUUCUGUUGGCAUUUUUUCUUGAUUCGGAAGUGAGUGAAGAGGCUUUUGCCAUCAUUGAAGAGUUAUCUAGGUAUCGAUAUUGUAGAUCUAAAAUUGUAUCAUCUGGAGCUCUUGCCUCCAUCGUAAAGAUCCUCGACUCUGAGAACAGAGAACUCAAGGUGCAUGCUAUAAAAAUUCUGCAUAAUUUGUCGUCGGACAAUGAAACUUGUUCUCAGAUUGCACCUUCAGAGUGCAUCCCAAAAUUGGUUCCCUUUUUAAAGGAUACAACCCUUGCAGGACACUGUAUAAUAGUGUUGAAAAACUUGUGUGAUAUUGAAGGGGCUAGAGUUUCUAUUGCUGAAACCAGUGGAUGUCUGGCUUCUGUGGCUGAACUACUUGAAAUGGGAAGCCAGGAGGAACAGGAACACGGGGUGACCAUUCUCCUUUCCUUAUGUUCACAACGCGUUCAUUAUUGUCAGUUGGUUAUGAAUGAAGGUGUUAUACCUUCCCUUGUCAGUAUAUCAGUUAAUGGGAACGACAAAGGAAAGGUGAUGGCGUUGGAAUUGCUUCGUCUCUUAAGAGACGUCCAACAAUGCGAUGAGCAAGAAUGUAUUGAAUUGGAUCAUGACAAUUCUAGAGAUUCUAGCAACUACACUAAAGAAAAGAAAUCAUCUUCAAAGUCAUCUGGAUUUUUUGCAAGGAAACUUUCAGUGUUCUCAAAACCUCAGUUCGGUCGCACCAAGAAAGAAGAAACGAAACUUGGAGUUUAGCUCUUUUUCCAUUUUUGAUUUUGUGGUAGACUCAAAAUACAUAUACAAUUAUACAAGACAUAACAUAGCAUGUGAUUUAGGAUCUUCUUUGACCAAGGCUGGAGGGCUUGUAUGGCACAUCAUAUUAUAGCCAAUUUAGUUUUAGAUGAUGAAUUGUUUACUUUGCUUGUAAUUAUAAUCUCAACAUGUAGUUUUUUUUUUUUUUUUUUUUUAAGCUUUUAGUGUUUUCCAUGAUGUAUAUGCUGUCACUAUCCAGCCGUUUACUGGAUCCAAUUUAAUGUACAGUUCUACAUGGUGUGUUUGUUUGUCUUGAUGA
Molecule: messenger RNA, 3147 nt
Organism: Pistacia vera
Lineage: Eukaryota; Viridiplantae; Streptophyta; Magnoliopsida; Sapindales; Anacardiaceae
Product: U-box domain-containing protein 5
Exons: 6
Coding region: 630-2831 (733 amino acids)
Biological process (GO): protein ubiquitination
Cellular component (GO): cytoplasm; nucleus
Molecular function (GO): protein binding; ubiquitin-protein transferase activity
Source: RefSeq, a predicted model, not a curated record